AUGGCUCAAGGUAACUUAAAAUUAAAAGCUAAAGGCCCUAAGAAGGUUGUAAAGAAACUGUUGACUCCUAAGAAAGCCACACCAAAGAUUAUCAAGCCAAAGAAAGCGCCUGCAAAGCAAGCUACGAAGUUAACUAAGGUCCAACAAGGGCAUUUGAUGAACUCAACUGAGAGAUUGAUUGCUGGUAGAGUAGGUCAUUUAGAAUUAAUCAAAGGGUCUAGAAGACAACUUGAAAAGAAGAGAAGGCAAAGAGUGGAAAGAAAUAGAGAAUGUCAGUUAAUCCCACUAAAUUGCAAGAGAUAUUGUCCAAUUUUCCCGAGAAAUAUGGAAAGGAGCAGGAACUGA
Debaryomyces fabryi is the source of this 345-nucleotide messenger RNA. RefSeq lists its product as uncharacterized. The record is from RefSeq and is a predicted model, not a curated record. Bases 1 to 345 code for a protein of 114 amino acids. The transcript has a single exon. NCBI's taxonomy places the organism in Eukaryota, Fungi, Ascomycota, Pichiomycetes, Serinales, Debaryomycetaceae.